UAUACUAACAUAUUAAAAACAGAAAUUUGCAAAGUUCGAAACUUAGAUAUCAAUUCAAAUACGAAAAAGUACAAAUAGAAUAUGAGUUGUUUAUUGAGUUUUGAAAACUAAUUUACUUUUAUACAUGAAAAAGAAAAUCGGAAGGUAUUUUCUUGAUAUCAUGAAGAAAUCAAGAAAGCACCGUAGUGACAUCUACUUUAAUAUCGAGAACUAUUUUUUUUAAAUACUUCCUCAUUGUUAUUCAUCCUUUUUUCGUUAUCGACUCACACUUGAAUCAAAUCGAGUUAUGCUCUACUCAGUCGUAGAAUGGCUUGAUUUCACCCCAUCACUUGUGACUUUGUUAAAUGUCAAAAGUGACAAUUUUCAUCGGCGGAUUGUUAUUGAUAGAAUAGAUGUAUAAAUUAUUUUACUGAAAAGUCGAAUCUUGCUUGCCUCAUUAUUGCGGUAGUGUAUAAUGCUUUGAUUGAAAAAUAUAUAGUUUAAACCCUGUAUCAUGGCUCGUAGAGAAGAUGAAUCGUUUCAAGAUGAAGAUGUGUAUAUCAAUCCAGAAGACGGUAUGCCCAAUAUUCAUCCUAAUAUCGCUAAUAUAGAACAUGAAAGCGAUGGUACUGAUGAAAUCGACGAUUUUGACGAUUUGCCUAAAUCAGUUAUAGUGACUAAUGUUCAUAGCGACGUUUUCAAUGAUGAAAAACUAAAGAAGGAGAUGGAAGACCUUUUCCGUACAUUUUCGGAGAACACAACAUUUCAGUGGCUUCGUAGCUUUAAACGUUUACGUGUUAACUAUGACAGCCCGUUAGCAGCCGCAAAUGCUCGUAUUCAGUUACAUCAAUAUAAAUUUCAUGAUAACCGCAUUAAUUGUUACUUUGCCCAGCCGGUUACUCCAGUGUCGCUUAAGAAUUUAAGGCCACCGGCGCCAGUUAAACAAUUCCUUAUAUCUCCACCUUCUAGUCCUCCUAUUGGUUGGGAACCUAGAGAAGAAGGUGAACCGCUAGUGAAUCAUGAUCUAUUAGCUGCACUUGCCAGUUUGUCACCAGGAGAGAGUCACGAAUUGCAUGCGCCGACACCGACCCAGCCAGCUAUCAUUGUUCAUACAGCUUUGGCACUGGAGAACAAUGAUACAGUAAAAGUAGGACACUCAAUUCCUCAUACUCGCUGUCCAAAUCAUUGAUACAAUUUUGCCCAUUUGAGUAUAAAGAUGAAUAGCUAAUUUAUAAAUUAGAGUAUAAGAAUGGAGCUUGAAAGUUACUCACAUGUCAAUUGUAGUGACCUGUGAUGCCAAAGAACUGCAAUUUUUUUUAUUUAACAAAUUUUAUGCUUAUAUUAUGCAGCCAUUAUUUUUAAUCACUCAUAAGGCAACGGCAUAUUUUGUUUAUAAUGCACUUAAUUCAAUUGGUGCUAUAUUUUUAAAACCCUUUGAUGAAAUUCUAUGUAUGUUAUAUUUGUAUUAUUGAAUUGCUGAUAUUGUUAUUAGUUUAUUAGUGUAACAUUAUUUUUAUUUUUUUUAUAUUAAAAAUUUAUGAUUGGUUGGUUAUCCUUAAAUACAGUAAAAAGAUAUUAUUGAUGGUCAAUAUAUCACUAUUGUAAUUGAUAAUUUUAAAAUAAAGACAUGACUUUGACAACAUAAAACUGUUGAACUAAAUGUAGAUAUACAUUUUUUUUAAUAUUCUUAAAAAUACUACUCAAUUUAUAUAUUUUGUUAUAAAAAACAAGAAAUUUGUCCACCCAAUGGUUUUACUGUACCAUCCAUGUUCAUUAAAUAGGAAAAAAAACAUUUUUUUUUUUAGAAAAUUUGCGAUUGUCUGAAUAGACAUAAUGAAAACAAAAAACCUUACCUCACUUACUUUAUAUUUGAAAUAUAAUAUUAUUUCAUACAUAAAUUAUCUACUAGAUAUUUUUUACUAUUUAAACUAAAUGUUUAUUUAAAUAAAGUUAGUAAAAGUGGACAAACUUAAUAAAAAAAAAUAUCAUAACAAUAUAAUUUUAUUACCAAAAUAAAUGUUACAUUAAUGUAAUUAUAAUAUUUUAAGCAUGAAACCAUUGGGACUGCUUGUAAUUUUUAAAUAUUAUGUAUUUAUUAAUGUCUAAAGAUGUCAACUCAUGAUCACCAUAGUAUCGACAUUAGAUACAUUUUUGUAUCAUAAUAUUUUAUAAAUGGUUGCUUGAUUUUACCAUUGUUUUUUUAAAUAAUAUGUAUUUCUGAAAAUAUUUUUAAACUAUUGCAAGAGACCCGAAAUAUUAAAUUCAAUAGGAAUGGCUUGUUAUGACUAUGAGUAGUAAGAUUGCGGUCCAGAUACAUGUUAAAGUUGGUACCAGCUAAUUAAUGUUUUGAGUGAUAUGAAUGCAUGCAUGCACACUUAGGAUGUUUACCAAUAAAUAAAUAAAAUCGGAAAUUUUCACUAACUGUUAUUAAAAUUCAUCUCCUGUAACUUGUACAAGUGUGCGACAAUAUUGUGAA
This is a messenger RNA of Diatraea saccharalis (sugarcane borer), 2455 nucleotides long. The record is from the annotation of a GenBank genome assembly. NCBI's taxonomy places the organism in Eukaryota, Metazoa, Arthropoda, Insecta, Lepidoptera, Crambidae.